GUACAAAGGCGACACUUUGUGCGCUUGUCGUACCAAGUGCCUAGUACAGCCGCAGUGCACGGCAGCGACGUACGAUAAGCCCUCGUCUACGUGCAACCUCACGUACGUCAGUCAGUGCGAGACAAAAGUACAGAACACACCUGGCGUUAUUGGUCUCUUCAAGUAUGGCCCGGUAAUGAGAGACGUGUUCAUCACCACCGCUCUCUCGAACGACGGGUCUCUGGCGAACCAGCGGCGUCUCUGCAGGGCAGAAGGCGGCGAGCCUCUCGUCAUCAAGACCAAGCGAGUCAGAGACAAGGCAGUGCAACUCGUCAAGGAUUACGCGAUAAAAGCUUCACCAAAUUUGGAUAAAGUUGCCUGGUUGAGUGCGACUGGCAAUGAAACAAACUUGUCUCUCCCCUUCACCUGGCCUGACGGCAGCGACAUAUCCAACUGUGCAUCAAAUACAAAUGAUACCAAAACGUCAUUCAAUACUGAUGGACCUGCAACGAGACUCUCUGAGAAAAACGUGAUCCUGCGUGCAGGAAUGAAGACAGACCUUAAAUACAAAGUGCUGUGUUCAACAUACAGUGGGGGGAAAUAA
Messenger RNA from Hyalella azteca, 583 nucleotides. RefSeq lists its product as uncharacterized. The record is from RefSeq and is a predicted model, not a curated record. Bases 176 to 583 code for a protein of 135 amino acids. NCBI's taxonomy places the organism in Eukaryota, Metazoa, Arthropoda, Malacostraca, Amphipoda, Hyalellidae. The transcript has 4 exons.